AUGGAUAACUUAGGAUCGCAUCAACAAGGGGAAAGUCACUUGUUUUACUUUAUUGGCCCUGAAGCCGCAACGUCCGUACUGAUAUUCUACUCAUUCUUCAAAACGCUUGUAGGCAAAGAUGUUGUUGUAGAGCUUAAGAACGACUUAUGCAUCCACGGCACCCUCCACUCCGUUGACCAAUACCACAACUUUCGACUCUCGGACAUAACCGUUACGGACCCAGAAAAACACCCUUACAUGUUGUCUGUUAGGAACUGUUUCAUCAGAGGCUCAAUUGUUCGAUACGUGCAGCUGCCCGCUGAUGAGUGUGACGUCUACGAGCUCCAGAACGCAUCACGAAAGGAAGCCACCCUUGGAAAACAACAGCAGCAACAGCAGGCUACCUGA
Messenger RNA from Echinococcus granulosus, 387 nucleotides. RefSeq names its product U6 snRNA-associated Sm-like protein LSm2. Gene Ontology annotation, cellular component: U4/U6 x U5 tri-snRNP complex; P-body; U6 snRNP. Gene Ontology annotation, molecular function: RNA binding. The record is from RefSeq and is a predicted model, not a curated record. Gene Ontology annotation, biological process: mRNA splicing, via spliceosome. Bases 1 to 387 code for a protein of 128 amino acids. The transcript has 4 exons. NCBI's taxonomy places the organism in Eukaryota, Metazoa, Platyhelminthes, Cestoda, Cyclophyllidea, Taeniidae.